This is a messenger RNA of Rhineura floridana, 6610 nucleotides long. Its product is annotated as complement factor H-related protein 3-like. The transcript has 8 exons. The coding region runs from base 2183 to 3268 and encodes 361 amino acids. NCBI's taxonomy places the organism in Eukaryota, Metazoa, Chordata, Lepidosauria, Squamata, Rhineuridae. The record is from RefSeq and is a predicted model, not a curated record.
AAAGUGCCUUACCACCAGGAGUGGUAAGAUUAGAUGAUUCCUCUUCAAAUGUCUGUUUCUGUCUUGUGUAUCUGGGCUUUCAGCAUUAUCAUGCAGGGCUUUUCCCAACAAGACUCUCCUGGCACUGUCAGGGAUGUUUUGUCCACUUUAGAUUCCAACCAUUUCAUUUGGAAAUCUUGAUUUCAUUUCUUUCUCUCUCUGUGUGGUACACAGUGAAAAGUCCUCCCUCAGGCCCAUUUGACAGUUACUCCCUCAAGUGGUUGCUUAGCAACUUGGUGGAAGGGAGGAUGGAAUCUUCAGCUUGCUUCACUGUCUGCUUCUUUAAAAUAGCAACACUAAAUUUUUAUCAUUGAAUAUGAUUUUUGUUUUGGUUAGUCAACAGUCAUAGCAAAAUUAGCCAUAGGAGUGAAAGAGAAGACUGAAGAUAGCAAACCUCGCUCUUUGUGAAUUAUACACUGGCAGUGGGAACUAUGAGUUGUCUCAUCACUACCACACUGUAUAAUUCACAAAGUUUGAAGAAAGAGGCAGAAGAUGGCUUAACAGUAAGGAAUUGUGUCCCAAGUAAUUCUCUGUGGUGAUGCAAAGGCUCCAGAGGAUGGGAGAGUAUAUAUUUCCUCUGAAUGUUCUGGCCUUGUUCCAUCACAAUGACGUGAUCAAAGAGUGCUCUGUCUCCUUUCAGAAUGUUCCACUCACAUUACUUUUGACCACCACAUUCUUACACAUUUUGCUGAAGGGUUUUCAGCCUAUUCACUGUGGGGCAUUACGGAAAUUCUUCAUUGGUGGGUUGCUUUUGAGUCUCUCAGCUCUGAAGUGGACAUUACUUUGCUCUCUUAUUUCAUAUGCCUAAGAAAUAUGCUAUUUCCAGAGCAGCUGCUUUUGCCGUGGAGAAAAUAAUGGGACCACACACCUGAGCAAAAUGCCCCAGCCUUGAAAACAAUUUCCUAAUACUAACACUACAUCCUUAUCUCUUUCAACCUCUAGUUCAUGUACAAAGAGCUGCAGCCAGAGUGCUAACCGGGGCUGGUUACUGGGACCAUACAACUCCCCUGUUACAACAGCUCCACUGGCUGCCAAUUUGUUUCCAGUCACAAUUGAAAGUGCUGGUUUUGACCUACAAAGCCCUAUACGGCUCAGGUCCAGGCUAUUUGACAGAUCGUAUCUCCCUACAUGAAUCUGUCCGGGAUUUGAUAUCUUCAGGUGAGGCCCUUCUUGUGCUCCCCACACCUUUGCAAGUACAUAUGACGGGGACACAAGAUAGGGCCUUUUCGGUGGCCGCCCCUAGGCUAUGGAACUCCCUUCCAAGUGAGGUGUGAUUAGCUCCCUCCUUGCCAUCUUUCUAGCGACAAGUAAAGACUGUUUUAUUUCAAUGGGCAUUUGGGAUAGAGAACGACCAGGAUUAAGUGUCAUAGGAUUGGUGACUACAUUAUAUGAUCUUAUUAUUUUAAAUUGUCUGCUGUUUUUUACAUAUGUUUUAUGGUUUUAAUUUUUCUCAUAGUUUAAUUCUAUUUUUAAUUGUAUACUUUUGUAUGUUUUAAUGGUGUUGUUUUUUAGUUGUAAGCCGCUCUGAGUCCUAUUGGAAAAAAGGGCGGGGUAGAAAGAAAGUUUAUUAUUAUUAUUAUAUUAAUGUUUGCAUUAAGAUCUGAACUGUUAUUUUGCACCAUUUCUUUCAUCUUGGCCAGGAAGACCCCUUUCAUUUUGCUGUGAGAUAGGAUCUCUUCACAGCACUUGAUGAAGCUUGAUGUAGUUCCCAGAAUGUGUGUCUGUCUGUAUUGGGAAGGCCCAUAAUUCAGUGGCACAGCAAAUGUUCUGAAUGUAGAAGAUCCCAGGUUCAGUUUUUGUCAUCUCUAGUUCACAGGGCCAAACAACAUGAGAAUUGGAGUUCUAUGAUCAUACCUUCUAACUUUUUUUUCUAGUUAAAAGCAGAUGCAGCCCGAGGAGUCUUGAAAAGCAGAGACCUUAAACUACAAAAUGAUGCCUCAUCUUCAUGUCAAUAUGCUACACCAAACACAGACAAUCUAUACUUAACUAAGCAGUAAAAAAGAAACCUAGGCAGAGGGUAGGAAGAAAUAACUGUUACAGCAAAAGGCGAAGAAAGAUCUUCGCAAAGACAGUCCUCGGAAAUAUAGUUACUGAAAAUGAAGCCUCUAUUCUGCAAAUCAGUUGUUAAGUUGCCUGAAGCAUAAUGAAGAAUUGGCUGAUCUGUAUUGUUUCAUUUCUUCUAUGGACAUGUGAUAGAUUCCAAAAUGUGUGCAAAUCUCCUGAAAUUGACUUUGGAGAGACUGUACAGAAUAAAAAAGCUGAAUAUCUGGUAGAGGACAGAUUACUGUACAGGUGCAGCCCUGGGUAUGACUUGGAAGGGUCUAGCUGGAUAACAUGCAAGGAAGACGGUUGGAUGCCUCCUCCAAAGUGUUUGGCACCCUGCAGUAUCACAAAACAGCAGCUGGAUGAGAAAAACCUGCUUUUGCAUAGUGGGCAAAGACAUUCAGAAUUUAUUAAAAAUAGUAAUAUACUGGAAUUCACAUGCAAGAAAGGAUACAUCAUAAUAUCUCCUUCAGUCAGAAAGUGUGUUGAUGGGAACAUGGAUUUGCCAACUUGUAACCCUGCUGUGCCUGACAAAGAGACUUUCCCCACCAAUGCUACAACUUCCAAGAGGCUGCUGCCUCUAGCAUGGAAUCUCUCCACACCAGUCAUAUGCACUGCCCCAGAAGUAGGCAGUGGUAACUUCUUUCCUGUAAAGAGUCAGUACAAAUUUGAGGAUGUGAUCUAUGCUGAGUGUUAUCCAGGAUAUCAGCUGGAAAGCUAUGAUAACUCCUUUAAAUGUACAAAGUAUGGCUGGUUGCCAUAUCCAAAGUGUAUACCAAAGCGGUGUGGCUUUCCCCAUGUAGAGAAUGGAGCACUAUCCUGGUCAGAUACAUACUAUAGUGAUGUCUAUUUUCCAAAAAAAGAGGGACAAACAAUUACUUUCAGAUGCAAUCGUGGCUUUCUGCCAGAAAAUAAAAAGUACUGGUAUAAAAUUAGAUGCACAAAUCUUGGCUGGGAUCCAGAACCAAAAUGCUUUAGACAAUGCUUUCCUCCUAAACGCUUACUACAUGGUGAAGUAAUUCAAGACUCUAAGGAUGCCUUCAUAGAAGGUGAUAAAAUUGCAUUUCAUUGUGAUGCAGGAUAUUAUCCUAAAUAUCAUCGAACAUCCACGUGUACAAAAAAUGACUGGUUACCUACUCUAAAUUGUCCCUCCGCACGUAAGCUUCACUUAUGUCCUGUUAUCUGAGAACUCUGGGAUUAUGGAUAUAGCCUAUCCAAUUCUGUCUUAAAGAAGACAUAUUGACCCCAUUCUCUUACUGCUGUGGUAGUAUUGUCCCAGCAAAUUGCUUUAGUAAGGUUGUUGGGGGACAGUUAAGGAGAAAUGUAAUAGAACUGCAUGGCUGUAGGCAGACUUAGUUUACAACAUGGUCGUGCUUUAUUUGUAGUGGCAUAAGUCUUUUGCAUGUUCUUUUCUAACACAGUUUUUGUCAACAUUUUCUUGGUUGUCUCAACCCCUCUUUCCAUUCAUGCAUGUGUAUUCAUUUUGGGCUCCUGGGCUCCUACUGGGAGGAAGGGUGGGAUAUAAAUCUAAUAAAAUAAAUAAAUAGAUUUGCAUUGGAACCAAAGUAGGAAAUUACAUUGGUUUUCCUGAUUGGUACCAAAGCAAUCUGAUAAGGGAACAGGAAGUUCAGUUUAGAUUGGUGAGGCCAACAGCUCCAUCCUAUGGUCUAGAACAGUGGUUCCCAACCUGGGGGCGGGGACCCCCGGGGGGGGCACGAAGUAAUCCAGAGGGGGCCAUGAACAGUAAAGAAAUGAAUUAUUUAAUAUUUUUUUUAAAAAAGUCUUCACUCCCUCUACACUGUCUGCUUUCCACUGCCGCUGCAGAUGACACCUCCCCCUUGCUCCAAACGAGAGGGGAGGCCUUUUGCUGAAGCGCCAGAGCGUCUUUCAGGAGCACUAAGGGCAAGCAUCUGUCUAUAAAAUACAUGGCAGAUGCCAAAGGAGGCUGAGGGUGGAGCUACCAGGAAGAAGAGGGGAUUACUAUCACUGAUUCCCAUCUCCUUGCACUGCCGUUACUGGUAACUCCCUUGCUUAGAAUGAGAGGAGAGGGCUUUUUGUGAAGCAAAAAGAAGCAAGCCUGCAAAGAAAGGCUGCUUUCCCCCUUCAUUCCUGGCAGCCAGCCUGCCUCCCUGGGGGGAGGGGGUCACAUUUUUUUUCAGUUUAUAAAGGGGGUCCCGUGCUCAUAAAGGUUGGGAACCACUGGUCUAGAUCAGAUGGAUGCCACUGAUCAGUCUGUAUAUCAACAAGUAACAUUUAAUAAAAGUGGAAACUCAAGUGUUCUUUGAAGUUUGGCAGGAUCCUCACCUACCCCAAUGGCUAACUAUUUAGGAGCCCUGAAUAAGUUAUGGAUUUUUUUUCUUCUGGGUGGGAACAGAAGGAUGAUUUAUUUAUUGCCUAAAAUGAUUAAAACUCUUAUAAAAGUUUCAUAACAAUAGGUGGCUGCUACUGCACUGCUCCCUUAGGAGAAAAUUAAAGCUUGUUAAAAGGCCAAGUUAAACAACUUUCUGAAUAUCAGCAGAGGGGGAGAUCACCUUGGACACUAGGCUAGGUGGAGGCAGUGUUUGGGGUUCAAAAGAUUGCUGGGAGAGUAAAGCUGAUAAUAGGAGAUGGAUGGAGAUCUGGGAGAGAAGAUGCCAGCAAUUGUCCUUUUUCUCAGGCAUACCUGGAGAUGCAAGAGACCUUUUGCAUAGAAGCAGGUGUCUAACACUGAGCAGCAGUCCUUUCUAAUCCUUAUGACUGUGAAAAUAUGCACAAUCAGUUGGGUGGAAUUUUUUUUGGAGGAACUGAGGUUGCCCACUGGCUUUUUUCUUUUUUCUUCUUUUUAUACUUCUACAAAUAUUGAAGUUUCUACUAUGCUGAUACCACCCUCUCAUUUCUAAAUGGCCUUGUUUUAGCUCCGUUUCUCUUCACACUCAACACUGGAAUUCACAAUUAGUGGGCAUAAUAUCCAAGUUCACUGUUCAGUGGAGCAGAAAUAUUCUCUUUGAGUCCCAAGUAUCAACAUGUCCAUUCUUCAGUCACAAUGCCUCUUGUAGAUAGUCUCCUUAAAAAACUGUGAACUAGUAAACAGACAAUAAUGCCAAUAAUGCCAUAAAUGUACUGUAGAACUGAACUCACACAAUCUGUUCCCUUCUCUCCCUCUUACAAUGGCCAAGAGGCUGGGAAGCAAGGGUGACAGCAUGCUUUUCCUUGCUGUUUCUCUUAGCAUUGUUGCCAUAUGUCAGUGGUUAGAAGUUCUUUCUUUAGAGACUGAAGGUAGAAGCCCAUUGGAGAAGGGUUUGAAUAUACUUUCAACUCUGACACACUAGUGCAGUAAGGUUAAGGCAAUCCAUAAUUCAUAGAUACUGGCAUCCACUGCAUGGACAUAACAGUUUGCAGUGGAAAUGUCCAAGGGGAUGAUGCAUUUCUUGUAUUAUUGACCUCUCCUGCAUUUGCAUUAUUUGUGUUUCCCUUCACUUCGUUUGAAAUGUGUUUGUUUUUUUGUUCCCUGUUUUCAGGUGUCCUGAAUUAUCAACUAUCGAAUGAUCUUGUUAUUUCUAACAGUUUUACAGCAUUAGUUAUCUCUAUAGUACAGGACACUGUGGAAAAGGAAUGAUGAUACUCAGAGGUCCCUAAAAUAUCAGAAACAUUGGGAGAGGUAGAAGAGAAGCGUGUGCAAAACAUUUUCCUGAGCACUUAGAUUAAAUGUUCUAUUUUAUAGCUGAAGCUGUUAACUCUCAGUAGAAAUUUCCAGAGGGUAGAUAAUAUAGGCUUGGUGUGAGGAAUGUUCCUACUAAUCUGAAUAUGUGGAAAUUGCUGUGUACAAAUGCCAUGCAAAAUAUCCAAGGGUAUAUCCCUUGAGAGAACAAUGAGUGUAGCCCAAAUGCUUUCAAGGCUGAUGGCUUUGAUUUGACUUGCUAGCACAAGAGAUAAUGAGCAAUCAAAACUAGGACUCAGAAAUAACUAACUUGGUGCCCUUCAGAUCCUAAUCCUCAUCAGCCCCAGGCAGCAUAGCCAAUAGUCAGGGAUGAUAGGAGUUGUAGUCCAGGAUCAUCUGGAUAGCAUUGUGUUGAUUACCUCCACUCUAGUAACUGUACAGUGAAUGUUCUCAUUCCAUUCCUAUCAACAAGCCUCACAUCACAACACUUUCAGCACUACACAGUUAUAGUAUAUAGAGCAUAACAUUUUUUUUCUUUCCCCACAACAUUCCAGCUGCAUCUUGAUAGGAGAGAAGACUUUGAUAAACCUCACCAGCACCUGAAGAUUAAACAAUGUAUAUAUGUUCUUAUCUAUUAUAUUUUUUUAAAAAAUAAAGUUUUAUUGAAAUGCAUACAUAAAGAGAAAAAACUAUACAAAUAAAUUGCUCUAUCAUGUCUGUUACUUUCAUAUUUAAUUACAAAGAGGAAAAAUAUCUUCACUACGAAGUCCAUAAAUGUGCAUACUCUGGAGAAGGUGCCCUUCCUAUAUCUCUUCUAUUGGUAUCAUCAAUAAAGUCUCACCAAGUUCUAACAAAAAUAUCUUGUCUACCUUGGCCCUUUUUCAUUUUGUU